GUCCAACAGUUUAGAAUGGACUAGGGAUAGCCACGCAUACACUAUAUCUAGAAAACAGUAUUUACCAAGGAAAAGACCUUGACGUUCAGGAACUUUGGGGACGCGGCAUCUAGCCUUAGGCUGAAAGUACUGCUAUUUGGACCCUUUUGUUAUUACUUCUUACUGUGAUCCUAAGCCAUGGCGGACGAAAUCUCCACGGAGUUGACGGCAACACAGUAUGUUAUCCUUGCCGAGAACCAACGCAAGAAGAAGGCGCUUGCGGAGACCAAGAGCCAGUUUAGCAGGGUCGCAGAUGAAAACCGAGUGUUGCUUAAGCAGCUGGAGGACACCCAGCGGGAAAACUAUCAGGUCACGGAGCACCUGCGGCGGGAGCUGCUGGCCAAGACGGAGAAGAUCGCAGCUCUUGAGGGGGACCUGGUCAAGCUCGCGCACGACAAGGACGGCGAGCUGGCCGCCUACCGCGAGGCGGCGGACAAGGAGAAGGGGCGCAUCCGGGCGGAGGGGGAGGCGCGGGCGCGGGAGCUGCAGGGCACCAUCGACUCGCUGCAGGCGGAGCUGUCCAACGUGUUGGAGUUCAAGGAGCGGCAGGCGGAGGUGGAGGAGGCGCUGAUGCGGCUGAAGGAGGAGAAUCAGGUGCUCUCGGAGAAGCUGGAGCAGCAGCGCGUGGAGCUGGACAGGUACUACUUUGAGCUCAACACACGCAUGCGCAAGGAGUACGAGCAGCGGCUCGAGGAGCUGAAGAAGAGCGCGGAGGAGGAGGUGGACGAGCGGCUGGACGCAAGCGUGAAGCGCAUCCUGGCGCAGAACAGGCGCAUGGCGGAGGAGCUCAAGAUACACGUGCAGGAGACGGAGGCCCUCCAAGCUGAGGUGCGGCUGCUGGAGGAGGCUCGCUCGCGUCUCACGCGGGAGGUGGGACUGAAGAGCGACCUGGAGGCGGGCUACGCGGCGCGCGGGGCGCGGCAGGCGGCGGCGCUGAAGGAGGCGGCGGGGCGGAUAGCGGCGCUGGAGGGCAGCCUGCAGCAGGUGGUCCAGGACUUUGACCGCGAGCGGCAGGCCAGCGCCAAGGCCUCCGCUGCCGCCCUGGCCGACGUGCAUGCCGAGGCGGAGGCGCUGAGGCGGCUGGUGAAGCUCAAGACGCGGGAGCUCAAGAACGUGAGGAGGCUGGCGCAGGAGGUGUUGCUGCAGCGCAGUGACGUGGAGGCCUUCCUGCUGUCCAGCCUGCAUGCGGUGCGGAGGGAGAUCGA
Molecule: messenger RNA, 1244 nt
Organism: Astrephomene gubernaculifera
Lineage: Eukaryota; Viridiplantae; Chlorophyta; Chlorophyceae; Chlamydomonadales; Astrephomenaceae
Source: the annotation of a GenBank genome assembly